AUGCGCGCCUGCCUCCUCCUGUGUGCGGCGCUCGCGCUCGCCGGCCGGCCGCGAGCCGCCUCGCACAGACCCGACCCACGGCUAGACCACAUCAAAACACAAAUAUUAGCCAAGCUGGGUCUAUCAUCCCGACCUACUCCACUGGGAGCACCCCCUCGUGACGUUGUGAGGCAGAUAUUGGCGAGAGCGGCCGACCCGCGGCCCGAGCGCCUGCCAGAAGUGGAGCAAAGCAUGCGAGAAAUAAUCGCUAUAGCACAUAGAGCUAUACUUAUAUUUUUAGAAUUCGUAAUAAGUAUGAUUUCAGAUGGAUUUUUUAGCUUUUCCGUAUAUAUUUUGGAUGGCAUAAUUAAUGAAUCCAUUGUCAAAGAACUUGGAUUUGAUGAAGAAAAUUUCGCCACUCCAAUGAAAAUAGUCGGUAACUUCCUAGCUACAUGCUGCUUGAAACAUGAAAAAAGAAGACACGUA
Molecule: messenger RNA, 465 nt
Organism: Brenthis ino (lesser marbled fritillary)
Lineage: Eukaryota; Metazoa; Arthropoda; Insecta; Lepidoptera; Nymphalidae
Source: the annotation of a GenBank genome assembly